This is a messenger RNA of Porites lobata, 5605 nucleotides long. The record is from the annotation of a GenBank genome assembly. NCBI's taxonomy places the organism in Eukaryota, Metazoa, Cnidaria, Anthozoa, Scleractinia, Poritidae.
AUGCAGUUUAAAACCUAUUGUUACUUUGUGAGCAGCUCCAUCAAGACUUGGCACCAGGCCCAGGCGUACUGCAAAGGACUGGGAGGAGAACUGGUGAAGAUAAACAGCGACGAAGAAAAUGAGUUUGUGUUGAAGCUGGUUCACAAACGUGCACCAUCAGUGUCGAUGAUUUGGAUUGGACUUCAGUGGAACGCGCGCGUGCGAGGCUUCAUCUGGUCCGAUCUCUCCAUUCCUAAAUACAGGAACUGGGCUCCUUGGGAACCGAAUGGAAAUGCACGGGAACCGUGUGGAAACAUGUGGACUGGGAACACUACAGUUCUGCCUACACAUGCUCCUGGUUAUUGGAAUGACCGUAUUUGCCAACUGAUGCCCCGUUUUCCCUGUGGCCUGGUGUGCAAAAGCCUUGCCGAACCAGACGAGGCAAGCUCACCUCUGACACUAGCAAACGAUGAUGCAAUAUGAGAAUGUGAUUCUGAGUUCGUUACUGCAAUUUUCGAAUAUGCUUCACUUUCAAGAGAAAUAGAAUAAGACGUUUAGAUUUCUUUGCAUUUCUUCUAUUGUUUUCACUAUUUGAUGCUGAUAUUUUGUGUAAACAAUCUUUUGUUCUUUUCGUUGUGGUAUAUUUCAUAGAUUUACUUUUAGUCAGCUUAACAAUUAAACUCUUUUUACGAGAUCUGCGGUGAAGAUUUUGUUUAAGCCUGCCUGGUUUAUGAUUUCUGACUAAAUUAGAGAGAUUAAACAAAAAGGACAAUCAGCGACGGGAACGAAAAAGUCACUAAUAAAAUAAAUUCGUGUUUACGUUGUAUUAAACGGUUCCUUGCGAUACUAACCUCCAAGUCGCCGAAUUUUGUCAAAUUUAGUGAGUUUUUAAGGGGAGCGCAUGGCAUUUUGGUAACCGCACUGUAAUGUCUAGCCUGUUCAAGGCUCCAAAAUAGUAGUGCAGUAAUGCAGUAAAAAUUGAUGAGAAAAACGCGUCUUAUCUUCACUUGGCUUUUUGAGUAUGUGAGAGCCUAGCACAGACUGUCUAGUGUCGAAAGAAAAGAAACGUGUGUGCUUUCCUCCAUAAAAACGUCACAUUGGAGAAUUUCAUGUCGUGGCUGGGCAACCAUGGCAUCAAGAUAGAAAGUGAACAUACCAAAAAGCACGAUGUGCUUGCAGAGUUGUUGUUUUGCUUACUAAACCAAUUCCUUUUUAAGGUUUGGUUUGUGGAGAAAAAGAAAGAACUGUUGUCCAAUAAUAAGCAUUUAAAUAACGCUUGAAAGAUCCAAAAAAACAUCUCAGUUACAGUAAAGCUCAAACAGGUUCUUACAUAAAUAAUAAUUAGGACAAAUUUAGCCUAUUUAGGUUCUUAAUAGGUUGUUAUUUUCUGAAGAAAAAAAAAAGUAUGGUAGCAGCUUGUUCCUUAUAGGAAAUCUGCAUACUUAAUUGGUAUCUAUCUAAAAAUGACUGAGAGAAAAGACUGAAGCACUGACCACAAUGUGAAUUUUGAGGUCCUUUUGCCGAAGAGUAUUUAAUUUUUUUUUCUGAUUUUAGAAAAUAAGAACCCUUUUUCAAAUUUCACGCUAAACAGGUUCACGUAUAGAGGGGGCCUAUAACUGACAAAUUUUAGGCUAACAGGUUCUUAACGUAGCGGGUUUCUACUGCAUAUCUACAGCGCUCUUGCCAUAAGGAAAAAAAGAAGAAAACGAAAACGUUUGUAUUAUCAUACCUAGAACUUCAUGGAUUGCAUUAUGUCAUUAAAAAGUAGGAAGUUUUAAAUUAAAACAGGUACCAGCAUAUCAAAGGAAUCGCAAGAAACUAAUUGAAAACACCUGUGCAACAUAAGACACAUUGGAACAUCUAUCAGGAAUUAUAGUAAUUAAGAGGAAGUUUUAAAAUCAAGAAUUAUCACCGUAGCAAUGGAGAUUAUAAAUAAAUAAAAGCGGCCGUGUGCAUAAAGUGCCGAAAGAAUGCGAUCGUAUAACCUCGGUGGUCGUUACCAAUAUACGUAGAAAAAAGGUGUUCCACGGUUUGUUUCUAGAUCAUAAGGUUCAAUCUGGCGGGCUUACUUUCGUGGCUUCAGGAAUUUGGAAAAGGUUGAAAUACAGCUGAAUAUUAUGUAUAUUCAAUAUAAGAAUAAAAACUCGUUUAAUAAAAGUCGAAAUUCUCCUAAUCAACAAAGGAAGGUGUUGGUAACUAAUUCAGUAACUUGAGGGGAAUAGAUGUCCAAGGACGUAAGGGGAAGACGUUGGACCUUUUGACCGGAUGCCACUAAAGUAACAGGAGUUUGAAGUCGAAGUUGUUAAAUCUUCUAUAGUUCAAUGAAGUUAUUUUUCCUCUCAAUAACAACUUUGUGCAUGUAGACGACUAUUUCUUUCCACGUGCUCAAUUUUAGUUUUUAUUUUUCUCUUAUCCGUCGUUGCCUUUCCAAAGGGCCACCCUUUCUUGCAAAGAUAAGAGGUUUGGCGGGGAAAAUGAAACACAUGCAUACAGCUGAUGUAGUUUUCACGUUAGGAAGAGCGUACAUCACGUAACUUAGAGUCUCAUCAACUAAUAAUUUACGCUUGACCCGGUCCAAAGAUUUUUUUUUUCGUUGCUGCCAACUGACUGAGACACAAUGAGAAACAGCUGUAUCUAGCUUUUACGACUCUUAUUUCAGGGGCAACCAACAGAAAAUUUUGAGAAAAAGACCUAAAAACAACAAAAAAAAAAGCAUAAAUAAAGAUGUCUGAAGCUAUUUUAAGCAUUUUGGGAGAUUGCUGGGAAAAUUUAUCUGUUCCUCACUGCCGGCAAGACUGAUGAAGAGGUUCCCAGCCAGCAAGGUGCACCUUCCACCUACAACCUGACUUACUGGGAAGUUUCCCAACAGACGUAGGCCAUAGGGCAAAAUUCAGCCCUUCGGGGGGAGGGAAGGGGUUUGAUAGGAAAUUGGGUGUGAUCUAAGGGCUACAUUCACCCCUUCAGUGGGGGUGAGGGGGGGGGGGGUUGGAAGUGCUAAGAGGUUUCUGACAGAUAGCGCGCAGUAGCUAGCACCUCAAACACCCACAAUUUUCCAAUUUCCAAGGACAUAUUAUUUUGUCCAAAUCUCCCAGCCAGCAAAAAUUUGCCUGAAAAACAGAUAUUUUGAGGAACACAUCUAUUGGGUGCCCCUGUUAUUUAUUAUUAAAACUAAAUUUUCCGAUUGAAAAUGAUUUGAUGUUCAUUCGGUCGUAAAUAAGUACCAUGCGAAGAGAGGUUUCUCCUUGCAUAGCUUUUAGCGUUUACGAAGUCAUUCGCGUGGCUUGUCUGUCGCGUGGUUGGUUCGUUUACGCCCUGUGAGAAACUUAAACCUCGCGAAAAGACCUCGUAAACGCUAAAAGCAUGCAACAGAGAAACCUAUGCGCUCAGGAUAGUAACUCGAUCGAGAGGAAUAGAUAUCCAGGGCGAGGAAGGGAAGUCGUUGGACCUUUUAAUCCGCUGUCUCGUAAAUAAAAUUUCUUAAUCGCAAAAAUUGAUGAACAGGAACAGCAACCGGAACAGGACCUUUGCCAGCAUUGUGUUAAAUUCUCCAGCUCUUGUUUCUUUCCGGCAAUAUCUUUAUUACUUAGUCGUUCUUCACUCUCGUGCCAGUUCAGUAAAGGCCGGCUUAACUGUAAGAGAAAAUAUUUCCAAGUUCCAGAGAUUUGAAAAACGCGGGACGGGAUCUGCCGAGAUGAAAGUGCUUUCAGUAGUUCUACCUCUCUUUCUCGCGAUUUCGUGCGUGUCUAGUAAGCAAUUAUUUAAAUACAACUGUAGCUUUUGUUUCAAAUGCGAAACUAGGGUAAAGAAGUUAGCAAAAAUAGUCAUGUGGCAAAUUUGGUUUAAUCGAGCAAGUAGCAAAAUAAAUUUCAGAGAUCUGAAAGAUUCAGGGCAUUUUUAUAAGCGAUUAUUUAAUGUCUAAAUAUAUUUAGUGCACGGUAUUAAAGUAAACUCUGCCUCAGUGCUGUUCUCAAUUUCAGUUUUUUUUUUUGUGCGUUCUUUCCAGUUAAGAAAAAGCUAGGAAGGUAGGUCCAAAAGAAAUUGUGCCUUUUGGAGCAUUCGUUAGGAAAGCAUAAUGCAAAAUGUUGGUUUCAACGGCUAUAAGUUUGCGGAACCCUCAGAGGCAUGCUCCUUAGUUACACAAAGCGACUGAGCAGAUGAUUUGAGCGUUAGGCUGUGUUAGUGGGUUCAGCUGAUUCGCGUCGUUUAGCGAUGGCAGAGUGCCUUGUACCAGUUACGUGAAGCCUGUUUAUCCUUGUUUUCUUAUUUUGCUGAAGAGCUGACUUCUCUGUUGUUUUGAAAUAUUAAUGGCUUUAGCCAAUAGCCGUGAGCAAGAUCAAUCUUGAUCUGUGCGAACUACAAGCUGUUUGGCUCUUCAGAGAGUUUCUUGUUCAAACGACGUAACGCUCGGAUUAAAUCACCUUGUACCCAACAUGUAUGAUUCACAUUAAAGCAUAUAGAUCAAAUUGUCAGGGUUUUACGAUUUCUAUGCGUGUUACUGAAAAAGCUUUUGAAAGCUCUAACUCAAAAAAAAAGUUGCUUAUCGCUGUGAUUCUAGCAUGAAAUUUUCGGACCUUUAUGGGAAAGAAAAGUGCAAAUUUCCUUCUUCUUUACCUUCCUUAUUUUUACGCAGUGGAAAGUUAAAAAAACAUUUCAAACUGCGAAAAAAUGUAUGAAUUAUCAAUAAUUCUCCCUUGAAACAGUUUGAUAAUUUAAAAAAUUUCGUCAAAUCGUUUUGCUUUGUACACCAGAUAAACAAUCUCUUUCGUUUCAAAAUAGUUGGUCCAUUUAGAUAGGCAACGGUAUGCGCCUUUAUGUACGUACUCUGCUUAGUACAUUUAACCAUAUGCCUAUGUUAAAAUGCGCUAUAGAAGUAUUAAAUACGUGUAAAACAUGAGCUGUGAAGAAAACUGUUGUGGUUCACUUUAUCCUCGGUUAAUUUUGUUUCUUCUUUUCAUGUCAUAUAUACUGUCGUAAACAAAAAGAAAGGAGAACACAAUUUGAGGCAAGGAUAAAGUUGAGCGAAAGAAUACUCGGGAAACCAGAUAUGCGUCUGUUACGACCCCUUACAUUUUUGUGGCAACGGAUUUCGCUACCUUUGCGGAUUCCACGAAAAGAAAUUUAAACAACUGGUAAUUUGAAAUCAUUGCUUCGCUACAUUUUGUAAACCAUAAAUGAACUUCGGUUUUGUCUUUACACAUUUCUAGGUUACCAUUGUCCCAGGGACUGGAUGCAGUUUAAAAGCUACUGUUACUUUGUGAGCAGCUCCAUCAAGACUUGGGACCAGGCCCAGGCGUACUGCAAAGGACUGGGAGGAGAACUGGUGAAGAUAAACAGCGACGAAGAAAACGAGUUUGUGUUGAACAAACGUGCACCAUCAGUGUCGAUGAUUUGGAUUGGACUUCAGUGGAACACGCGCGUGCGAGGCUUCAUCUGGUCCGAUCUCUCCAUUCCUAAAUACAGGAACUGGGCUCCUCGUGAGCCGAAUGGAAAAGCACGGGAACCGUGUGGAAACAUGUGGACUGGGAACACUACAGUUCUGCCUACACAUGCUCCUGGUUAUUGGAAUGACCGUAUUUGCCAACUGAUGCCCCGUUUUCCCUGUGGCCUGGUGUGCAAAAGCCUUGCC